GAACGGUCCUUUGCUUCGAGAAAAAACACAGAGGACGUAGAGGGUUGCCGGGGGAACAUCUGCCAGUGGCGGGUCGGAGCCAUGUCAACGUCAGCGCCUUCCGCGAACGCUAACCAUGGAGCCGUGGAGACAGUGCGCCUGCCCAUCUUACACGCCAACGAUGUCUACCGGAUCCGCCAGUCCGUCAAGUCGGACGGCAAGUCGCAGGAGUACUGUGCGUCUCAGUUCGCAGCGCUUAUUCACAGGCUGAGGUCCGAGUGGCCUCAGCCACCCCAGCCACUGCCCGACUCACAAGCUUCGGCCGCCAAGGAAGACAGCGACGAGUGCCAUGAUGGCAUCCCGCGUGCCGGCCUCACACUUUUCUCCGGCGACGUCUUCAAUCCCUCUGUCGAGUCGAGCGUCACACGGGGGGAGCACAUGCUCCCGCUUAUGAAUGCCUGUGGAUGGGACACCGCCGUGUUGGGGAAUCACGACUUUGACUUUGGCUUCCCUCACCUGACUCGUCUGAUGAAAGAAUGUACGUGGAAGUGGGUAUUCAGCAAUGUGGCCAACAUUUCCGGGGAUGCGAGUAGGGGCGAGGGGAAAGGCAGAGGAAGCGAAGAAGUCGAUGGAGACGAGCCGAGGGCGACAGAUGGACAGGUCGAAGGCACCCUGCCUUACUGGACUACCUAUCUACAUCUCCCCUGUACUUCACCUGCCUCCUCCAGCACGACAAACCGCCGUCUCAAAGUGGGCAUAAUCGGCCUCAUCGAGCGUGACUGGAUCGCCACCGUUCCAUCCUUCCCUCCCGAAUUUCGUUAUCGCUCGAUGGCCAAAACGGCACGCAGACUUUCCAGCCUGCUUCGCAAUCGCAGAAAGUGCGACCUCGUCUUUGCGCUCACGCACGCUCGUCUGCCAAAUGACAUCGACCUCGCCAAAGAGGUUGGUGCUGUUCUUCCUCAUACGCGUCGUCAAAACAAUUCACAUGGACACCUGGACCAUAUAGACCUCAUCCUAGGCGGCCACGAUCAUGUCUACUACAUCGGCAAGGCUUGCCAGAUUCCUGCCGAUUUCGCAGGCGAGCAGUUCGAGCGCGGACCCGGGACCGAACACGACGACGGCUGCUGCAUCGUCAAGUCUGGCACCGACUUCCGUGACUUGUCAAGUAUCACCCUCGAGGUGCAGCGGAACUCAGGCAGCGAUGUCGGCUGGCACAUAUCGAGGAUGCGUGUCGAGCGCCAUCGACCCGCUGCCCAUCCCCCUCUGUCUCCCAAGGGCACCCCGACCUCAUAUCCGCCCUUGCAGCCGCUAAAGCAAGAGCUAGACACGCUCAUGCAGCGUAUAUCCCUGGCUACCGACCAACCGGUUGCGAACUCAUUGACGGCCUGGGACUGUAGGAGCGAGUAUAUCCGGACCGAAGAGAAUGCGUUUGGUGAUUUCUGCGCGGACAUUAUCCUGCACGCGUACGAUGAUGCCCUGCGCGGGCAAGAGCAGCGAGGCGAAUUGGCGCCUGCACGCACGAGCACUAUGAGCUCUUCUGCGGGCACCGCUUCCUCCGCAGGGCCAUCUCCGCGACGUGUGGACCUGGCGCUGCUGUGCGGCGGAGCCAUCCGCGGCGACUCGAUCUACGGACCCGGCCCGAUUUCUCUGCGUGAUAUCCUGGAGAUCCUGCCGUUCGACGACCCGAUUAUCGUCAAGGAGCUCAGCGGCGCCGACGUGCUGGGUGCACUCGAAAACGCGCUCGGCGCGUACCCGAAGCAAGAGGGCAGGUUUCCCAUCCUGGCGGGCUUGUGCGUCAAAUGGGAUAGCACACGCCCGUCGGGCCAGCGAGUGCUCAGUGCUCGGCGCGUAGCGGAUGGGCAUCUGUUCGAGGUGCCGAGCCUCGCUGGAGACAGCACUGAUGCUGGUACCGAUGCAACAGGAGGCAGCGGCAGUGCCGAGAAACAACAAGGGCAGAUGAAAGCGCGUCGCAUCGAGAUAGCGCGCUCGAGACAUCAGGACGGGUACGAGUGUCUCGUGUACAGGCCUGCAAUGGUGCUCGGCGAGGAGAUCAAGAGAGAUGAAACGUAUCGUGUCGUGACGAGGGAAUACAUGGCCCAAGGUCAUGAUGGAUUCGUGGCGCUUACACGCGGACGCUAUCUCAUUGAUGACGAGAACGGCGUGCUCAUGUCCACGCUCGUCAGGAAGUACCUGCUGGGCGCGUCCUUUGUGUGGCGCAUGAAACAGUUGCGCGCACAGGCAGCCGCCAACGAGUCCAACAAGUCUGCGACUGCAGGAGGCGGUAAUGCAAUGAAGAGCAACCCAACGGAAGAGCACCUCAACACCCAGCAAGAAAGCUCACCGCCUGCUAGGGAGAGGAAGAGCCAACGGAUACAUGACGCUCUUCUUUCUGAGCGCACGCGCAGUGCAUUGGAUCGCGCCAUGCUCAUCGGCACAGGUCCUGAGCAUGCACCUGACGCAAGGGGCGGAGAUGCAAACCCCUGCGAUGCGCCUAUUCCAGCAUCUGUAAAAAGAGAAGCGGUCGUGGCGUCGCCAAGUACUCCAAAGAGGCCUGCCGCCAAGCAUCUGAUGGACAGACUGGCCGAACUCAAACGCGUCGUCGAUCAGAGUCCCAGUGGGAUGCGGCAUGCGAUGCACAUAGGAGAUUCUGAGCGGCAUGGUGAUUUCGACAACAUCACACAAAUAUUUAGGGGCCGUAGCAGCGGUGCCGGGCGCACUAGCUUGGGUGGCGGUCACAAGGCGGAUACGUGCAUAGAUGACGGAGCGUCUUCCUCAUCCUCUCCGGUUCCUACCACAUCUCCAACGAUCUCGCAACCAGCCUCGACAGCCGGACCCGCGCCGCAAAGGGUGGAAGUGGCGGCAACGGACGUCAAAGGCACCGUAACGCUGACGGAGGCAGAAGCUGAGGCCUUGGCAACUAGCAAUGAUAAUCUUGCUGUGAUCGCCCCAUUUGUGGACGGGCGGCUGGUUGAUGUCGCCAGAGCUGGGAAAGAGAAGUGAGCCGGAGAGCCUGUCAGGGAAGCAGGGAAACGCGAUGCAGCAUUUGUAUUAGUCGAGGUGGCAUCGAAGCCAGUUGCAUGUACAUAUUGUGCAAUGAUCGGGCGGAACGGUGCGCCAUAUUGCCUGGCGGUACGCAAUUGUUGAUUCAAUCAAUACUCUAUCCUCG
Molecule: messenger RNA, 3145 nt
Organism: Tilletiaria anomala UBC 951
Lineage: Eukaryota; Fungi; Basidiomycota; Exobasidiomycetes; Georgefischeriales; Tilletiariaceae
Product: Metallo-dependent phosphatase
Exons: 4
Coding region: 82-2979 (965 amino acids)
Biological process (GO): nucleotide catabolic process
Molecular function (GO): hydrolase activity
Source: RefSeq, a predicted model, not a curated record